Arachis ipaensis is the source of this 1318-nucleotide messenger RNA. Its product is annotated as hevamine-A. NCBI's taxonomy places the organism in Eukaryota, Viridiplantae, Streptophyta, Magnoliopsida, Fabales, Fabaceae. Gene Ontology annotation, molecular function: chitinase activity. Gene Ontology annotation, biological process: carbohydrate metabolic process. Gene Ontology annotation, cellular component: extracellular region. The record is from RefSeq and is a predicted model, not a curated record.
AUUCCCUUGAUGGCAAGUGGGAAAUGGCUUCCCUCUUUUGUCAACCCACAUUAUCUUUUUGUUAACAUAGAAUUUUGGUACCAAUCUUCAACCUGUAAAUCUAUAUAAAUAUCAUUAAAUGUGAAAGUUUUUAAUUUGAAGAUGGCAAACAAGUGUAAUGCUAUUUUGUCCCUCCUCCUCCUUCUUGUUGGAACAUCACAUGGAGGUGGCAUAGCUAUAUACUGGGGACAAAACGGCAAUGAAGGAACCUUAUCUGAAGCAUGUGGCACUGCCAAAUACUCCCACGUUAACAUAGCAUUCCUCAACAAGUUUGGCAAUGGCCAGACCCCAGAAAUGAACCUCGCUGGCCACUGCAACCCCUCCAUCCUCAAUUCAUGCACCAAAUUCAGUGCUGAAAUCAAGGAUUGCCAGAGCAAAGGGAUCAAGGUUUUGCUCUCCAUCGGCGGCGGCAUCGGCAACUACUCCUUAUCUUCAAUUCAGGAUGCAAGAAAUGUAUCAAAGUUCUUGUGGAACACUUUCUUGGGUGGCAAGUCACCUUCACGGCCGUUAGGGGAUGCUGUUUUGGAUGGCAUAGACUUCGACAUUGAGCUCGGGUCAACUGCAAAUUGGGACCACCUCGCGCGGUUCCUCAAGGCUUAUAGCCGAAGGGGAAGGGAGGUGUACCUUGCUGCUGCUCCUCAGUGUCCAAUUCCCGAUAGGUUUUUAGGGACUGCCAUUAACACAGGGCUCUUCGACUUUGUUUGGGUUCAGUUCUAUAACAACCCUCCUUGCUCUUAUGCCAACGGUAACAUAACUAAUCUUCUCAAUUCUUGGUCACGGUGGACGAAUACCGUCCCCGCAACCAACAUAUUCUUGGGGCUGCCGGCUGCAGCCGGGAGCGGUUACAUUCCUCCUGAUGUGUUGACUAAUCAGAUCCUGCCGGAGAUCAAGAAGUCGCCGAAGUAUGGAGGGGUGAUGCUUUGGUCAAGAUUCUAUGAUGUGAAGAAUGGGUACAGUGACUCCAUCGUUAGCAGCGUGUGAAUGUCAAGAUUUAAGAGCAGUAGUUGCAAUGAAACAAUUAUUUUUAGGUGAAAACUCAUCUAACGAUUCUCAGUUAUCAACUUGAUGUAAAGUCAAGUGCACUUGAAAUUUCACCUUAUUUUGAUGGUUAUUUCAAUUCAAUAAUGAGGGGAGAAGAAAGCAAUUUCUUUUUCCUUUAAUUUGUUGUGCUUUCCAACUUGUGUUGAGCAUACUGCAAUAUUCAUGUAGGAACGUGAUACAAAAGCAAAUAAAUGUGAUAGAAUUGCUGUUUUUCAAAAUUAGUUGAAUUGCUAUCCUU